Messenger RNA from Dimorphilus gyrociliatus, 910 nucleotides. NCBI's taxonomy places the organism in Eukaryota, Metazoa, Annelida, Polychaeta, Dinophilidae. The record is from the annotation of a GenBank genome assembly.
AAUGAAUUCCAAUUCUGAUAAUACAACAAAGAAGGAUGAACUACCUGUUGAUCCAGAGCAGGAAAACAUCGAAUUAAUGCAAGAUAUCAUUUUUACAACUAUAUCUAUCUUUGGAACGUUUGGGAAUUUAUUUGUUUUAUUUAUAAUUUUGAAAUCAAAAGGAAGAUUGAGAACAGCUCUAUCUACUAUAUUUAUUAUCAAUCAAAGUCUAUUGGAUAUGACGGCAGCUAUCUUAUUGUUUGCUGAUCAUUGGACAAGUAGAUUAGUUGAUGAGACUAAACUUACUGGAACAUUUCUAAUUUGGUAUUGUCGUGCUUGGUACAAAGGAGCGUGGGUUUGGGGUAUUUUAACUGGAUCGUCGUAUAAUUUGGUUCUUCUAUCGUUAGAACGAUAUUUUUCAGUUAUAUUUCCAAUCGCUCACAAGAAUUUAUCGAGGAGGAAAAUAAUCAUCGCCGCUAUUUUAGUUUGGCUUAUUUUUAUAAGCUACGAAUUUUCACAUCAAACGCCUACGAGCACUAUUUCAGAGACAGGUCAUUGCGCUCCUUUUUCUAAAUGGCCAAAUGAUCUGAUAAGGCGGUCAGUUGGAGUUUUGAUCAUAGCUAUUCAAUUUAUAAUACCGCUAAUAAUCAUUGCUUUUUCCUACAUUUCAUUGGCAAUAACUUUUUCUAAGAAAUCAGCUAGUGUUGCACCUUCACAACAUGGUCAGGAUAUGUCUCAAAGGGUUAGAAAGAAUAGUAUUAAAACCUUUGCCAUUGUAGCUUGCGCUUUUGAUACUAUUAUCAUUUCUCCAUAUGGUGAAUUUAAGAAAGAGUUACGUAAAUAUCGUCUAUUUAAAUUGUGUAUGAGGUCUAAAGGUGAAACAAAAGAAGGAGCAAACAUGUCAACUGAUAAAACUAGUACAAAUUACUAG